AUGUGGUGCCACUUGAUGCGUCGCUGUCAAUCAAAGUACAAGUCGUUCCGUCGAGCGCACGCCCAAGGUGUCGUAAACCAGCAGCAUGAAUACGUUCCCUUAAAUGACGCUCAAAAUGAGAUACGCGUGCUUUCCUUCGUACUGCCACCGAAAGACAACGACUGGAAGAAUUUGGACUGCGUCAUCAGUAACGUGUCUCUAGAUCAGUGCCACCCUGAUUUCGAGGAAUGGCUCCAGGAAGUCAAUAAGACUCACGAAAUACCACUCACACUUGCGGAGGUACACCGCCGCUAUACAGGCUGGAGGGACAAAUUUGCCCAGUACGUCGAAGACCGGGAUGAGAACUGGAAUCUACAAGAAACACAGUAUUCCCGACGAACCACCCCCGGCUCGCGGUUCAUUUGGGGCGACUUCGAGGCUUUAUCCUACUCUUGGGGAGUAGAUAAUAUGGAUGGGAUGAUACGAUUAAAUGGAGUCGAAGUCUGUAUCUCCUCCAAUCUGGAGGCUGCCUUGCGCGCCUUGCGGAACCUGCCCGAGACACUACACGGGAUGCGAUAUUGGGUUGAUGCUGUUUCUAUCAAUCAAAAAGACACGGUCGAACGCAAUCACCAAGUAAUGCGGAUGCAGGAGAUAUACAGCAAGGCCAGGUCAACUGUGGUAUGGCUUGGAGACGAAUGCGAUGGGUGUGGAACUGCAAUCGACAUUAUUCACAGGUAUCACAACAGCACGGAAUCCGAGCAGUCAAAGUGGUAUGAUGUUAUGCCCUUGGAGACACUCCCUGAUCUGUUUGCUCGACCCUAUUGGCAGCGUGCUUGGAUUGUGCAAGAGAUUGCCAACAACCACAACGCUACACUGUUCAUCUACGGAGAAAAGCAGCUGGCCCGUAGAGAUUUGAUGGUGGCGGUCCGAUACUGCCAAGGCCACAUCGAUGAGUUAAGAGAAAGGAUCAAUGCCAAAAAGAAAGCGACAUCGAGUGAGCAAGACCACAAUCUGUGGACCACGAUUGCGAGAGCCGAGACACUACUCUCGCUUGGAAGCGGUGUCACAUCGAAGCCGCCCUGUAGUUCCGUUCUAGACUUGGCCAGGCAAGCCAACACUACGGAUCCGCGCGAUAAGGUGUAUGGCUUCCUAGGCCUGCUAGAGGACAAAAUAACCUCUAGGCUCACGCCUGAUUACGAUUCAACCGUCCUUGAUGUAUAUACGGAGUUCGCUAUCGCUCUCGUCGAUGGCCAUCAGAAUCUUACAAGUAUAUUCGCUUGGUGCAAUUCUGAGCUUGAGGAUAACUGGCCAUCAUGGGUUCCUGACUGGCGGAUGCCGUUCAAUCGAAACCACGUGAGAUUCCUGAAGGCGCGGGAAGCUGGCAAGAACUCUCGCUGUUUUGCUUCGUUUUCGAGCCAAAACCGGAAGUUGACAGUUCGAGGUUCUAAGGUUGACACAAUCUGUUCCUGGAAAUGCAAAUCUCCUGAUCCGCUGAAACCAGACGCUCCCAUGCUAUCGGAAGACUACAGGUAUCCCAGAGCUAGGUAUACAGGAGUCAACAGUGAUACUUUACCUGAAGCGUUGUGGAAAACGCUUAUGCUCGACCACCCCCUCCGGUGCAAAGAUGUCGCUUCUGUACUGGAGAUUCCUUGGGAGAGCUCGCCUCCAAAUGUGGGCACCUAUCGCGCACAAGGCCUCCGCAGUUACUGCUUCACGGAAGAAAUCUGUAGAACCUUCAACCAAUUUCGAACAGCAAACAAGGACAUGGACAUCUAUGGCCGCCCGCUGAAGUCGUUUUUCGGCAACGUCAACCACGGGUACUCGGAGUGGUUAUCCAGCACAUCACCCCUCAACUUGCGGCUUACCGUUGUCUCUCUUGUGGGUCGGAGGUUAUUCACUACGGUCUCGGGUUUCAUCGGUCUCGCGCCAGAAAUCGCGCAGAGUGGCGAUGUCAUUGCUGUUGUGCUUGGUUGCAAUUUCCCAGUUGUUCUUCGGCCUUGUGGAGAUGAAUACCGGAUCAUCGCAUCGACUGCGCGCCACCAGAAAGAUGACGGUUCCACGGAACGAAAGAAAGGCUUCCUGGAUUUGCCCGCCGAGCUUCGCAACAAGGUCUACAGGCACCUUUUUCGUGGUCCUCACCCAUACCGCCUGCAUCCGUUAGCAGGCACAACAAACCUCAGACCGUUAUCGAUGGUGAGCGGCAUCACGCUCUUGAGCGCUUGCAAACAAAUCCACGACGAGGCCAGUUCUAUUCUGUACGGCGAGAACGGGUUCCUGUUUGACAUACAUCUCGACGACAAGCGCAACAGAAUCGUCGUGAGCGACUUUCCAAAAGGGUCGGUUUGGCCAGCCCAACGAUACCAUAAAUGGGUACAAUGCCUCAGGCUACGAGUAACUGUAUCAGCCGAAGGCGCAUGGUACCGUCCAAAGGCGCCGCGCCGUCAUCAAGAGAAUAUGCGUGGGCUACGGACCUACUAUGAGGACAUCUGGGCGGACAAAGACCUAGCCAUCCGCUUCAUUGAUCCCAAGGACGAGCAGCUCAAGCCGCACCCUCUCACGUUCUCCAUGGCGCGCUACGUCCUUCCCAUCUUCCUCCCACUCCAGCGCCAGCGUCCCAUCGAUGUCCAGAACCUCUCCCCAGAAGUAACGUACUGGUUCCAAUCCCGCAUCCUGCAGUCGAAUGCACCCAAGAUCUCUCCGACAGUCUCAGCCGCCCUCUAA
This is a messenger RNA of Coniosporium apollinis CBS 100218, 2700 nucleotides long. RefSeq lists its product as uncharacterized. Lineage: Eukaryota; Fungi; Ascomycota; Dothideomycetes. The transcript has 5 exons. The record is from RefSeq and is a predicted model, not a curated record. The coding region runs from base 1 to 2700 and encodes 899 amino acids.